GUGAAAGUCAAUGUCACUUCUCACUGUUUGGUAAGGAGUUGAAGGUGUGGUCCUUUCAACAAAUAGGAGCAUAUGCAUUUUCAGAGAGAGAGAGAUAGCAGUAGGGUGGUCAUCAAGAGACUGAGAAACAGACUGAGAAAGCUUUGGCUUGAGCCCUUUUGGUGUUGGGGUGAGAGUUUUUGCUGUUUCAGAUGUGAGUGUCUCUGAUUCUCUGCCCAAAAUCGGAAAAAAAAAAAAAGAUGCAUCUUUCACUAUGGAAGCCAAUAUCUCACUGUGCGGCUCUGAUCCUGGACAAAAAGGGCAAAAAGAGGGAUGGCUCUAACAAUUCCGGGGAAGAAGUGAAGAGGAAAUUGCAAGAGCAUAAGCUUCGGGAGGCUCUCGAGGAAGCUUCUGAAGAUGGAUCCCUUGUUAAGUCUCAAGUCAUUGAUUCUGAGGCCAUGGAGAUUAAUCAAGACGAGGGUUUGGGGCGCUCACGCUCUCUUGCUCGCCUUCACGCCCAGAAAGAAUUCCUCAGAGCCACUGCUCUUGCUGCAGAACACAUCUUUGAGUCUGAGGAUUCAAUUCCGGAACAAAACGAAGCCUUCUCCAAGUUUCUUACAAUGUACCCUAAGUACCAAUCUUCUGAGAGGAUUGAUGAGCUGAGAUCAGAUGAGUACUCUCACCUUUCUGGCCCUAAGGUAUGUCUUGAUUACUGUGGAUUUGGAUUGUUUUCAUUCCUUCAGACUGUGCACUUUUGGGAUUCAUCCACAUUUAGCCUCUCUGAGAUUACUGCAAAUUUGAGCAAUCAUGCUUUAUAUGGGGGUGCUGAGAGAGGGAGUGUUGAACAUGAUAUUAAAUCUAGAAUAAUGGAUUACUUGAACAUCCCUGAGAAUGAGUAUGGCCUGGUUUUCACUGUUAGUCGAGGCUCGGCUUUUAAAUUGCUGGCCGAGUCCUACCCGUUUCACACGAACAAGAAGUUGUUGAGUAUGUUUGAUCAUGAGAGCCAGUCUGUUAGUUGGAUGGCUCAGUGUGCCCGAGAGAAAGGAGCCAAAGUGUAUAGCGCGUGGUUCAAAUGGCCGACGCUUAAGCUCUGCUCAACUGAUUUGAGAAAGCAGAUUUCGAACAAAAAGAGGAAAAAAGACAGUGCAACUGGUCUUUUUGUUUUCCCUGUCCAAUCUAGAGUUACUGGUGCUAAAUACUCUUAUCAGUGGAUGGCACUGGCUCAGCAAAACAACUGGCACGUCUUGCUUGAUGCCGGGGCACUAGGUCCAAAGGACAUGGAUUCCCUAGGAUUGUCUUUGUUUAGGCCUGAUUUUAUUAUCACGUCGUUUUAUAGGGUGUUUGGGUAUGACCCGACUGGAUUUGGAUGCCUUCUUAUUAAGAAAUCUGUGAUGGGAAGCCUUCAAAAUCAGUCUGGCCUUACUGGCUCGGGUAUUGUAAAAAUCACUCCCGUUUACCCCCUAUAUUUGAGUGAUUCGAUUGAUGGUUUUCCUGGAUUAGCUGAAGAUGAUGAAGAUGAAGAUGGAGAAAACGGUGAAGUUAGUACAGAAACUCGGGCAGGGUCUCAACUGCCUGCGUUUUCUGGGGCAUUCACUUCUGCCCAGGUGAGGGAUGUAUUUGAGACAGAGAUGGAGCACGAAAACAGCUCGGAUAGGGAUGGAGCAAGCACGAUAUUUGAAGAAACUGAAAGCAUAUCUGUUGGAGAGGUAAUGAGAAGUCCAGUCUUUAGUGAAGAUGAAUCAUCUGAUAAUUCAUUGUGGAUAGAUUUGGGUCAAAGCCCAUUGGGGUCUGACUGUGCAGGACAAUCUAACAAAGAAAAAACCGCCUCUCCCAUACCGCCAUUUUGGUUUGCUGGCAGAAAGAAUAACAAGCGGCUCUCGCCAAAGCCUUCAAAGAUGUCUAACAGCCCAAUGUAUGACGACAAGGAGGUGAAUUCCCGGUGCCAUGACGACCACCAUGUGCUUUCGUUUGAUGCUGCUGUCCGCUCGGUGUCUCAAGAAUUAGACCAUUUUCAGGACAUUCCUGAAGAAGAGCAAUUCACUGGAAGAACCGAGCAUCUUUGUGAGAUUGAAGAAGAAGCAGAAACCAGUAAAGGAGAUUUGAUGUCAAAGGGAUAUGACCUUAACAAUAUGACUUCUACUUCUCAGUUUAGUGGCCUUGAAAAUGGUUCAACAUCUGCAAUAUGUCAUGAGGUUAAAGAGAGUGCUAUAAGAAGAGAGACCGAGGGUGAGUUCAGAUUAUUGGAAAGGAGGGGAAGGAACAGAUAUGCGGGCGGUAGAUUUUUUGGUAUAGACGAGAGUGACCAGCAUGUUGGCAGGGGAAGAAGGGUAUCGUUUAGUACAGAAGAACACCGUAAAGUUCAUCUAGGUUAUGCACUAGAACCUGGGGAAUUGUCAGCCCCUAGUCUAGACGAUGACGAGUACAUAAGUGAGGGCGAUUACGAUGGGCAAGAGUCAGACAGGAGAGAACCCGAGAUAAUAUGCAAGCAUCUUGAUCAUAUAAACAUGCUAGGUCUCAACAAGACUACCCUUCGGCUACGUUUUCUGAUUAAUUGGCUUGUGACCUCGUUGUUGCAACUAAGAUUGCCUGGUUCAAACGGUGAGGACAGUCUACCUCUUGUUUACAUUUAUGGACCCAAAAUCAAAUAUGAAAGAGGUGCAGCAGUUGCUUUCAACGUGAGAGACCGAAGUAAGGGUCUUAUUAAGCCAGAAAUUAUCCAGAAGCUGGCAGAGUUGCAUGGUAUCUAUCUCGGGAUUGGCAUCCUCAGUCAUAUUCGAAUUUUAGAUAGCCCGAAACAGCAGCGUGGAACUUCAAAUCUCGAAGACACCUCCCUUUGCAAACCGAUGGAAAAUGGUAGACAGGACAGUAAAAGUGGAUUUAUUAGAGUCGAGGUCAUCACCGCCUCACUCGGCUUCCUGACAAAUUUUGAAGACGUAUACAAAUUGUGGGCAUUCGUGGCUAAGUUUCUCAACCCGGACUUUAUCAGAGAUGGUGGCCUCUCAACUGUCGCAGAAGAGACCAAUGCUUGAACCUGUAUGUGAAAACUCAGGUGCGAUAGAGUAUGAAAGAUUCAAAUUGGAUUCUUUUGCCCCCUCCACCCCUUUGAUGCUUGUGGGAUAAUUUGUUUGUUCAUUCAUGCUUUAAAUUGCUCAUGCCUUUUUCAUUUUUUACCUUUUUGAUAUUGCUGUGGAAUUGCGGUUAGAAUCUUGUAUUAUUUUAGGUAGAAAUGAUGACUAAAGCAGGUAUAAAUCCACCUAAUUUCCUCAUCUAUGCUUUUUCUUUUUACCAUACUGUUUGGAGUUUCUGAUGUAUAAAAUCUCACACAUUUUGCUUGUUUCUGGCUUUUAUACAAUCCAAUGAUGAUGAUCAUCUGUUCGAUCUGCA
This is a messenger RNA of Ipomoea triloba (trilobed morning glory), 3363 nucleotides long. RefSeq lists its product as uncharacterized. The transcript is spliced from 2 exons. The record is from RefSeq and is a predicted model, not a curated record. Bases 240 to 3008 code for a protein of 922 amino acids. Lineage: Eukaryota; Viridiplantae; Streptophyta; Magnoliopsida; Solanales; Convolvulaceae.